Messenger RNA from Medioppia subpectinata, 1281 nucleotides. Lineage: Eukaryota; Metazoa; Arthropoda; Arachnida; Sarcoptiformes; Oppiidae. The record is from the annotation of a GenBank genome assembly.
AUGAAUAUAGCGGUGGCAUUACUGAACCGAGGGGUCAACAGUUCAUCGCUGGUUGCUUUUUGUGGCGUAAACUCAAUACAACACACAAUAUUCAUAGUAGCCAUACAUCUAUUGGGAGUCACAUUCAUGCCUCUCAGUCCUAGCUAUGGUCAGUACGAAGUCGUUCAGCAGAUAAAAGUUUCUGGUGCCGACAUCUUGGUUUGCUCGUCUAAUGAGCUUUCUAAAUUUAGCGCCAUAUUGAACGACAAAAACAGCGAGCUAAAAUUGGUUGUGGUGUUUGAUGGUCUACACGAUCGCCACAUCACAUAUGAACAGCUCAGGGAUGAGGGCCAAAGGUUUGGCGGAAAGUUGGCUAAAGUGCCACACUUUAAGGUAGAAUCGGUAGAAGAGACCGUAUUUCUUAUACACACGUCUGGAACUUCCGGUGCGCCCAAAUGCGCGAUAGUGCCCCAUAGGGUCAUUUUGAACAAUUUCAACUUGGUAAAUAGCGCCGGCGUUAACGUGAACGCUAUUUCGGCUUUCAUGUCACCGUUAGGUCAUAUAUCGGGCGCCAACACUCUACCCUUACAACUGGCAUUUGGUGGCACCAUGGUCAUGUUUGCUAACCGCCAGCCGGAUUUUGUCGCCCAGUGUAUACAAAAAUAUCAAAUAAACAGUGUAAUGUUAUACCCUAAUCUGGGUAAACAUCUGGUUGACCAUGGUUAUUUUGACCGAUACGAUAUGUCUAGUUUAAAAAUGGUGUUCACUGGCGCGGCUGCCUUUCCGGUCGACAUCGCCCGCGCGUUCAUUGAUAAGUACGGCGUUAUAUUUAGAGAGGCAACAUCAGAAUAUAAUCCUGGUAAUUGCGGCCAGGUAAUUCCAGGCACCGAGUUAAAAGUCGUCGAUUUGACCACGGGUAAAGUCCUUGGUCCAAAUCAAGAUGGCGAGUUUUAUGUACGAGGGGUCAAUAUGAUUAGGGGCUAUAAAAACAAUGAUAAAGCGUGGGCUGAGGCGGUUGAUCGUGAGGGUUGGUUUAGGACUGGAGAUAUCGGGCACUACGACGACAGGCAGUGUAUAUUCAUUACGGAUCGUAUGAAAGAAGUGAUGCGCGUAGGAGUGGGUCAGUCAUAUGCUAACAUAUCUCCCGUAGAGAUAGAACAGUAUCUCCUGACCCACCCUUCCAUCGCUGAAGUGGUUGUUGUGGGCGUUAAUAACAAGGCGGGCACACAUCGCCCCCGGGCUUAUGUUGUGCUCACACCAGGACAUAGUGUUACUGCGACUGCUAUUGAAGAGUUUGUUUCC